ACACAGUCCACAGAGCGCGCACGGCUGAGGCGCACUGAACAUCUCUCCACAAACCUCCGCGGAGAAGUUACGCGCAACGACAGCCAUGGACCUGAACUUCAACCGUGUCACAUCUACGGAUUGUUGUGCAUAUUUGAUUAUUUAUUAGUAAUAGAAAGGACAUUGUGCCACGUAUAUUUCAACCUUUUUUCUUUUUUUUUCUUUUUUUUUUCUUUGGAGAUAUGGGUGCACUUUAUCAUUUUAUCUGCUGAGCGUCUGUGCGUAAAAAUCGUCUUUGGACACAUCGCGGUUUGAGAUGACGGAUUUCACCAACGGGAGCCAGAGCAGCGCGCGCCGCAGUGACUACGUGUGGCAGUACGAGUACUACGACGACGAGGAGCCGGUGUCGUUUGAGGGGCUGAAGGCGCACAGAUACUCCAUUGUGAUCGGCUUCUGGGUGGGGCUGGCGGUCUUCGUCAUCUUCAUGUUCUUCGUCCUGACUCUGCUCACUAAGACUGGAGCUCCACACCAGGAUAACCCAGACCUCGACAACUGCCCACGCCCGGCGACCAGUGCAUUGGAAGGCGUCACUGCUGAAGACGACUCCGAAAAAGCCUUCUCUAGACCUUUACUCACCGAACCCCGCUCCUACUUCCACUUCUACAUCACAGAGGAGCGUCAGCCGAGCAAACCCAAGCCUGAGGAGCAACCCAACGGCCACGCUCCGCCCCAAAACCCCACGAACUGCACGGGCAACGGCAUCCACCACGACGACAACCACGAGCUGAGUCUGGUGCUAGAAGAACGCACCAAAAUGGAUGUCGCGGAGUGUAGUUUCGUGUCUCAUUUCAACAUUCCGAACUUUGUGAAUCUGGAGCAGGCGUCAGCACUCGGGGAAGAGGACCUUGUAGAGCCGGUGGUGACUCUUGAGAAGCAGGCGUGUGUACAAGAGGUCCACUGUGACACGCGUUAGCCGAGUGUGUACAUAACGGUGAACUCUGAUGGAUUAAUUUCUCGAGGGAGCUGUGUUUGCUUGAAGAGUGCUGUGUGCCGAUAAGAGCAAACCGCUCAGCAAACAUGGACUGAAGAAGGAGUUAAGUGUGCAUAUGUAAAAAUGUGUUCCUGGGAGUGUAAAAUGAAUACAAAAAAAUCCCUUGCCAUUCACGACUUGUCUAUUUACCAUCACUAAAAUAAAUGUCUUGUUUAAAGAGGGGGUAUUGUACAAAAUCGACUUUUUGGAGCUUUCUACCAUGUUAUAACGUUGUUCCCUCGUCGAAAACAUGCUUGAAGAGGUUUUAAAUGUCAUCAUAGAUUGUAUAUAUAAAUGGACAUAGCUGAAGUGCUAUUCUUGUUAUUUUGGUCAUAAAUGUUCGUAUUAACCCGCUCUACAUGAUCCUGGCAUACUUUAUUUCGCUAUUUUGUCCGUAACUCAAGAUAUGAAAGUAACAGACAGGUGACUCCCACUAACAUUAGCAACAGGUUUGAUUGACAGUGUUGCUAAGCGCCCGCUCCCAGCUAAACCAGCGGUUGCGAGUGAGAAGGGGCAUUACCUUCAACAUUCUCACUCCGGAUUGGCUCUUUGAUUGCUGUCAUAUUCGAGCUUGAAAUGUCAAAUGUGGAACUCGACUCCAUAUUCGCCCCUGUAACUGCUAACGUCGAUGAGCUUCAUUUGACUGGAGCAAGUGCAAUGGAUGAUGUCACACAGUGCAUGAAUGUCGUCCAUGCAUGUUUGAGGAAUCUCGCGAUCUCUCCCACGAAAUAUUCAAACCCUCCUUACGGUUAGCUGGAUGAUUCUGUGCAAUGCUCCGCCCACAAGCCUACAUCACCCAUGCUCCCACACGACAAUUCUUCAUAAAUAAACAAAAGCAUGAUGAAAAACAAUACACUACAACUUCACAAACCCGGUGCGAUGUGUCAGUUGCAUUACCGAAAUGCCUACUGAUUGUGUUGUGAUUCCGUUCAGAGCUUCAAAAACUAAAUUUAAACUUGUUAAUAUAUUGUUUUGGUUGAAUAUGGCAUUAUCAAAACAAUAAAAGGUAAUGGUGAUCUAAAUAUGUGAUGUGCUAGUCGUUAACACAUCAUAGAAGUAAAAUACCCCUUCUUUAACCAACUAAAGUUUGUAAAUUGAUAGCACAAGAUGUAAUUAGAUGUUUUCUAAUUGACUUGAAUGGAAACAUCAAAAUUAGUUCAGUUUAAAGUGGCUAUAUCUGAUUUUUUUUUAAAUACAGAUAUACAGUGUUUUAUUAGCAGGUCUUAAGGCAAAAAUGGGACUGUUUGGAACCAGUGUACUGUUAAAAUGCUCAUUGUUUUAAGCAUUUCUGUGAUGAAAAAAGCUGUGAAAAGUGUUUAUAAACUAAUUGUUGUGAAUAGCUGGGACACUCACAAAGUAUCGGGUAAAGGAGGAAUAAGUUUGGACCCCUGCAAACUGUUUGAAAUUAAUUUCUGUUUGUCAUGUUUCUAAAAAUAAAAAUUAGGUACUCGGUGCUUUCAACU
This is a messenger RNA of Periophthalmus magnuspinnatus, 2472 nucleotides long. RefSeq names its product melanocortin-2 receptor accessory protein 2A-like. NCBI's taxonomy places the organism in Eukaryota, Metazoa, Chordata, Actinopteri, Gobiiformes, Gobiidae. Gene Ontology annotation, biological process: protein localization to plasma membrane; regulation of adenylate cyclase-activating G protein-coupled receptor signaling pathway. The record is from RefSeq and is a predicted model, not a curated record. The transcript is spliced from 3 exons. Gene Ontology annotation, cellular component: endoplasmic reticulum; plasma membrane. Gene Ontology annotation, molecular function: type 1 melanocortin receptor binding; corticotropin hormone receptor binding; type 4 melanocortin receptor binding. Bases 296 to 952 code for a protein of 218 amino acids.